Octopus bimaculoides (California two-spot octopus) is the source of this 1560-nucleotide messenger RNA. RefSeq lists its product as uncharacterized. The record is from RefSeq and is a predicted model, not a curated record. NCBI's taxonomy places the organism in Eukaryota, Metazoa, Mollusca, Cephalopoda, Octopoda, Octopodidae.
UUCUCUUAUUUCUCCACAAAAGAAAAGGUUUUAAUAAACGUUUCUUUCCAAACAAAGCGUCUAUAAUUUGUUUGUUAUCCUGUUACAAUGCCUAGAUAUAUAUGAUUUUAAAUUAACCGUAGGGACUGGGUUUUCCCUGCUGUGGGUGUAGCAGUGUCACAGAUGCUCUCAAUGAAUCGGCUGCUCUUGUUGAUAAUUACAUUCCGUCUCAUCAAGAAGUCCUAUUUGUUUACUUCUCCGGGCAGGACUUAUUUUUCCCAUGUGAAUGGCAAUGUACAUGUCAUGUGCACUUUUCAUGAAGGCGAUUUCUUGGAGCAAUGGGUUGAAAAAGGUCCGAUAGCUACUUGUGAAUCGGUCCACCCAGUCGACCUCGAUGGAUACAAGAUCGAAGAUAUUAACUGCACAAGCAAUACUGCUUCAAUGAAAGUGACACUCCUCAAAAUCAAACCACUUUCUUUCAUUUGUCACACUAAUGCAUGUCUUAAUAUCAGAUUGACACUUAUGCCACUCUUCAAUGAUUCAGGUAACCUAGAACCAGCUGGUGGAACAAAACCUAGAAUGCAAAAAAAAUUCACUUUGAAUUGUAAAAUUGGUGCCAGUCGUCAUGUGGUCUGGUUUCACGAAGAUGGAGAACUCUUAAUGAAGUAUAAAGAUUGUCAUGCAGUUGGUGGCAACAGCUCUCGUUUUUCAGGCCGUGCACAUUUUAGUUGCGAUUACUCGAAAAAGAUGUCUGUUUUAUCGUUUGUUCCUAUCCUUCUUGCAGAUGGCAACUUUAGUAUUAUAUGCAUAACUAGUUUUCAUGGAAGUGAAUAUAGCAUUCGAACAAGAGACACAAGAAAAUUAACUACUAGUGAGGUUGGUACUAUAUAUAUUCAAGGAGAUAGAACAGCAAAGUUCAUGUGCCCUUUAGACAAGGGAGACUCACUUUUUGAGUGGAAAGGAGACAACUUUACAGCCAACUGUACCGGAUCAUAUGCUACCAAUCAGUUAAAAUUUUAUGCAAUCAAUAUAACAUGUAACCCGGAGAGUUCAACUUUACUCCUCAGGAUUUCCCAUCGGGUAUCUAAAAUGGAAAUCUAUUGUGACAGUUACUUAAAGAGAAGAAAAGUAUUUAAAGUAGCAACACCUGAGCCUACAACGGGUGCACUGGGUGAUAACGUGGAGUACGUUGUAGUUAUAAGUUUGUUGAUUCUUCUGCUGAUUAUCCUGAUUUGCUUUAAUAGUAUAUGUUUUAUGACGUCUAUAGGACGUCACUACUGGAUUAAAAGGGCAGAUUUGUCUGAGACUUCAGUAUCAUCUCAGGGAUGAUGAAGACUAUAACCAGGAUUGUCUAUCUGUCACUCCAUACCGAUGAAGCACAACCACGAAGAAUCACACAUACAUUCAUACACACAUACAUGCAUACAUACAUACAUACAUACAUGCAUACAUACACGCAUACAUACAUACAUACAUACAUACAUACAUACAUAAAUACAUAAAUACAUACAUAUAUAUAUAUGAUGUAUGCAAAGAAAUAAGAAUUAUAAAAUAAAUUCAAAUUCAAUUUUGUAAACAUAA